This is a messenger RNA of Penicillium hordei, 324 nucleotides long. RefSeq lists its product as uncharacterized. The record is from RefSeq and is a predicted model, not a curated record. The transcript has a single exon. The coding region runs from base 1 to 324 and encodes 107 amino acids. Lineage: Eukaryota; Fungi; Ascomycota; Eurotiomycetes; Eurotiales; Aspergillaceae.
AUGGAGUCCAUGUUCCACGAGCUCAAGCGCGAUUUGAAAGAAGUUACAACAAAUGGAACAAUCGACUCUAUCGCCUUGGCUUCGAAGUAUGCACAUAUUUUCGUGAAUAUCCACCCAUUUAUGGAUGGCAAUGGCCGAAUGUGUCGUUUGAUUCUCAACUCGAUGUUACUGAAAUUUGGGGCUUUCAUUGCUUGUAUCGGGGUAGACGAAGAUGACCGAUCAAUCUAUGAGGAUGUCGCUGUUAACGGAGGAGCUCUUGAAGAUCUGUAUGAAGAUGCCGAGGAAGAGGAAAAGCCUGAGUUGUAUAAAGGUUUAGGGACUUGA